Molecule: messenger RNA, 1758 nt
Organism: Anthostomella pinea
Lineage: Eukaryota; Fungi; Ascomycota; Sordariomycetes; Xylariales; Xylariaceae
Source: the annotation of a GenBank genome assembly
AUGUCUCAGAACGGGAACAAGGCCCAUAAUGGCCGCAAGCGCGUCCUCGUUGUCGGUGCUGGCGCUGCUGGCAUGUCGACAGCGCACCACCUGUCCCAACACCCAGACAAGUUCGACGUGACGCUCAUCGACGCCGUCGACUACUGCGGCGGGCAGGCCUUUUCCAUCCCGCUGGACAAGGACCGCUACGGCGCCUCGUGGUUCAACCAGGGCGUGCAGGGUGGCUCCUUCAUUUUCCACCACACCGUGACCAUGUUCCAGCGCCAGGGCUUCCACGCCGACCCGGUGAACCUGCAUGUCUCGUUCGGCAAGGACGACACUUUCUGGACAAACGUGUUCCCAACGCAGCUGCUGGUGCGCCACCAUAGCGAGGUGCGCCGCCUGGCCGCCGUGUUGAAGCUCAUGCGCUGGUUCGAAGUCUUCUUCGCGCUCCUGCCGCUCAGGAUCGUCUUCCGCCUGUUCAUGUUCUCCGAGGAGUUCACCAACACCGUCGCGCUGCCCAUGACGGCGCUGUUUUUAGGGACCGGCAACGCGACGCCUGACGUGCCCGCCAUCAUGUUCGAGCGCCUGUGUACCUCGCCGACUUACGGCAUGUGGUACGCGCCCGACAAGAACACCGUCGUCAGCAACCAGCCGUCCAUGAUCGUGUUCCCGAACUUCUCCGAGUUCUACGAGACCUGGCGCAAGGACCUCGUCUCGCGCGGCGUCACUGUGCGCCUGUCCACCGAGCUGACCGAGAUCGUGCAGCGCAACAACCGCGGCGUCGUCGUCAAGCUCCGGCCGCGCACCCCGGCACCCGACGGCCACAACCCCGACGGUGCCGACGAGGACGUGCCGGCAGGCGAAGAGAGCUACGACGAGAUCGUGCUGUGCUGCCUCGCGGACACGGCCAAGAAAGUGCUCGGCCGCACCGCGACGUGGAAAGAGAAGAAAGUCCUCGGGUCCGCCAAGUUCAGCGACGAUAUCACCAUCACGCACAACGACGCCGACUACAUGAAGAAGCACUACGAGAACUUCUACCGCGAGGACCUAGCCGUGUCACGCGUCAACGGCGCGGACCAGACCUCGAGGCUCAAUUACGCCUCUUCAAACUUCCGGCCCAUGUACUACAUCAAGAUGUACGAGCGCGACCGCUCCAAGCUCGAGAUGUCAUUCGAUACGACCAACUACCAGUCCCAGUUUCCCGAGCGCGUGCCCUUCGAGCAGCACGUCUUCCAGACCAUCUACCUCAACAAGGCCCGCGACGGCGCGCUGUGGACCGACGGCGAGAUCCGCGAGGACAAGAUCAUCCGCAAGGACUGGUGGCACCAGCUGUGCCACAGCUACACGCACUACCUGUUCGUCAUCCCCUGGAUGAUGUUCCUGCAGGCCAAGAACCACACGCGCUUCGCCGCGUCCUGGACCCUGGUCAACGCCCACGAGGUCGCCGUCAUGUCCGGCAUCGCCGCCGCCGUCGACCUCGGCGCCGAGUACCCGGAGGACCUCGAGAACGACAAGUUCGCAUUACUUUGCUUCCGGCUUUAUUAUUUGCUUGCGUACGGCAAGUGGUACAGGCGCAGGCACACCAAGAAGCAGCGCGAGCCGACGUCCCAGGCGGCGAAGGAGGGCAGCAGUUGGGCUACUGGGCUGUAUGGGAGUGUCUAUAAGGGCCCUGGCGUUUCUACUACCGAGAGGCAGACGUGGAGGGAGGAGGUGAAGAAGGGGACUAGCACUGGUAAUCUGGCUGAAGGGAAUGCGCCUGGGAGAAGUCAGCCGUGA